Lytechinus variegatus (green sea urchin) is the source of this 3816-nucleotide messenger RNA. RefSeq lists its product as uncharacterized. The transcript has 2 exons. Bases 95 to 1666 code for a protein of 523 amino acids. The record is from RefSeq and is a predicted model, not a curated record. NCBI's taxonomy places the organism in Eukaryota, Metazoa, Echinodermata, Echinoidea, Temnopleuroida, Toxopneustidae.
UGUUAUAUUCUCCGUAUGCGUACUGUGGUUAUAGUCGCCUAUGCUCAAAAUGAUACUCCGCCAAGUGUCCAUUCAGCUAUCGACAUGGUAGAAAAUGACUAAGUCUAAACUUUCCAAACCAAAAACUAACGUCGGAUAUGGAACCCCAGGUUCAACUGACUUUAGAUGCAAACUGCCUAAAAACAUUACUAUAUCAGGGAUCAACACGGCAUUAUAUCAUAUUCAGAAAAAUCACCUCGAUCAAGCAGUCCUGAAAGAUGAUCAUAUAGAUUAUGUUGUGAAUGAGUUAUGCUCUAUCUACCCAAACCUGAACAGGAAUAUCUGCCGUCAUUAUUGUAUUUCAUCAGUUAACAAUAAUGAGAAUGUCCGAACAGAUUCAUGCUCAGAUAAUUACAUUUCUGACUUAAAUGAUGAAGAUCAAGAUACUUUGAUUUUGAUCCAAGAUGGCGCUGACAUGUUUGAAGGUCAAGUUGAGAAUCCUCUCGAUACUGCUGAUUUGAAUAUCAAUGAAAACUCGCCCAGUUCCAUAAGAACUGAACUUCAACAAGUAUCGCGGGAUAAUCCUAAGGACAAUGAAGUCCUAAACAAUGGUGUACCUCAUCAACUUGAAAAUAGAGUCAGGGAUUUGGAAUCCGUUGUAAAAGACCUCCGAGCCCAGUUGCUGUCUGUACAAGAGAAGAUCGCACAGUCCACAAGCAAUGGAAAGUGUAGAAAGAUGCUCAAUGGUACUGCUAAUCGCAUUGUCCUCUCAACAAAAGGAUAUAACUUUACUACUCACAUGACCACCAAUGAAGCAGAAAUCGAUCCUGCCACGGCAAGAACAAAUGAUCUGCAUUGUCACGAACAAAACCAACCUUCAAUGGAUGAACAGCUACGUCACUACCGAGCAAGACAUCAACUCAUGAGAGCUUCAAUUAGUAAUUCUUCGACAUCUGUACAAGAUGCUCAUUCAGCCGAUAUCCUUAUAGUUGGUGAUUCCAUGAUAAAGGGCAUCAUACCUUCUAGGCUGUCAAAGAGACCCGUUAAAUGCAAAACACUUCGAGGCGCUCGCAUUGGAGACGUCUGCGACAUUGUCUGCGAGGAAGCUAUUCAGCUUAAUGCUAAGGAAGUUCUUCUUCACUUCGGCUCCAAUGAUAUUUCCUCUCAUGACGCAGCUGAAAUAGUCGCAAAGCUUGAAUCAUUAGCUGAACAGAUUACUGAUUUAACCCCAGCGAAGAAAAUUUGCUUCUCAACUAUAAUCCACCGUCGCGGAGAAUCAUCGAGCUGCUACGAGAAAGUGAGUUGUGUAAACGCGGCUUUGAAACUUCUAGCCAAUCAACGAAGCUGGGCUGUCGUAGACAAUGACAACGUCACGCCUGACAUGCAUCUUGCCGCUGAUGGCGUUCACCUAAAUGGCACCGGUGUACGUGUACUGGCACAAAACAUCAUCGCUUAUCUUCGCAGUUUAGCUUCACGAUCGGCGUUUCGCCCAUACGACGCUUCUCCCACUGUCGCCAGCAAUCAGGAAAGAACAAACAACAAGUUGUCUCAACCCAUGAACCAACCUCAGCCUUUUUGGCAAGCCAAGAAAGCGAAAUUUCGCAAGAAACCGUCUCGCCGAGUCUUUCCAAGAGAUUGGUUAGAUUGUCUUCAAACAGCUCGGAAACUUCUCAACGACAGGAAUUAGACAAUAACUACACAGACUUAGUGAACAACUGCAAAUACUACGAACUUGAAGAUGGUUCUUUUCCCCAACUUCCCGGACAUGGACUGAAAAUUGGUCACGUUAAUAUUAAUUCACUUCCAUCGAAGAUAGAGGAAUUAAGACUCAGUCUAAGAAAUAAAACUUUUGAUAUUCUAGCAAUUACGGAGUCGAAAUGUGAUGACACAAUCACAGAUCCUGAACUCUACAUAGAUGAUUAUAGCAUUGUUCGGAAUGAUCGAAAUAAGCAUGGGGGCGGUGUAGCUCUCUAUAUAAGUUCCAAUGUAUCGUUCAAACGACUUAUUACUCAUUGUGAAUGUGAUAUUGAAGCAAUCUGUAUAAACGUUACAAGUAAAACUACCGAACCCAUAACUAUAUGUGUCGUUUAUAGACCACCAAAUUCCCCUGCAUGCGUAUUAGAUUCAAUUAAUGAUAUGGUUGGCAACAUAGUAACUCUUGUGAAUAAUGAUGUAAUUGUACUUGGCGAUUUUAACUGUGACAUGAGCCCUACAAAGAAUGAUCCAUGCUCGAAUACAUUACAAUCAAUUAUGUCAGGGUUAUUAUUCCAUCAACUUAUUGACAUACCUACUCGAGUAACAUCGUAUUCUGAAACAAUAAUAGAUUUGAUAUUUUGUACUGAUCCGGAAAAACACAGUAUAACAGGUGUAUACACGACAUCUUUCAGUGAUCACUAUCUUGUAUUUACUGUUUAUGGUAAUAAGUGUUCAAAAUCUGUUGAAAAUAUUAUCGAAUGGAGAGAUUUCAAGCAUCUGAAUACCGAAGAAUUUCAUAGUGACCUAACGGAACAAAAUCUUGAUAAAAUAUUUAACUUCAAUAAUACUAAUGAAGCAUGGAAAUUUUGGUAUACAAAAAUAAUGUCAUGUGUGAAUAAACAUAUACCGUAUAGAAGAAAGCGUCUAAGAAAAAACCCAUGCCCCUGGGUAACCGGGGACAUCAUAGUCUUAAUGAAUAAGCGCGAUCACUGUCUUAGACAGGCUAGAAAAACUUCCUCACCAGUUCACUGGAAUGAAUAUAAAUCUUUGAAAAAACAAGUUAGAUAUGAACUCAAAAGAGCAAAAACCAACUACAUGGAUUAUCUCCUCAAUGAUAAUCAUACGGCCCCGAAUGCUCUCUGGAAUGUUAUGAAAACCAUCACUAAAGGACCAAGACAAAGUGAAAAACACAUUGCCUUGGUAGCAGAGAACGGUAAUGAUAUCUCCGAGCCUAAGGAGGUGGCAGAUUGCUUUAAUGAUUAUUUUACCAACUCGAUCGAAGAACUUGUGGGUGAAAUUAAUAGUGCAAAUGAAAUCUCUCCAUUUUCCUUGACAUCUCAAUAUGAUGUUCGCACUGAAAACGUAGAAUACAAUGCACCAUUGAUUACUCACGACUUUGUGGUAAAAACUAUCAAUAAUCUCUCGUGCAAGAAAGCUACUGGACAUGAUAACUUGUCUGUAAAACUGUUAAAACUUUUAAUUACAGUCCCUAUCGUUCUGUCUACGCUUGUUUAUAUCUUGAACCUAUCAUUAAAUGAAGGACUGUUUCCAACCGAAUGGAAAACUGCUAGAAUUCAACCAAUUCCCAAAUCAGGUGAUAAAGCAUUUGUUCAGAAUUAUAGACCGAUAGCUAUUUUACCUGUGCUCUCCAAGAUCAUUGAAAGAGCUGUAAGUUCAAGCCUUCUUAAACAUCUUCUUCAACAAGAAAUACUGUCUCCAAAUCAGUUUGGCUUCAGGCCUAAUCAUUCAUGCGAGACAGCACUACUUUGUAUGGUUGAUGAUUGGUCGAAGCAGGUAGAUAAUGGGAGACUGAACGGUGUUGCAUUCAUUGACUUACGUCGUGCUUUCGACACCGUAGACCAUUCGCUUCUCCUCAAUAAACUUAAAUCAUGUGGCUGCUCUCGAUCGUGUUUAAAAUGGUUUGAGUCGUACUUAGUAAAUCGCAGACAAUUCGUUUCUAUUGGUAAUGAAAAGUCUUCUACAAAAGAAAUUAAUGUAGGUGUCCCUCAGGGCUCAAUUCUUGCCCCGGUUCUGUUCUCACUAUUUAUCAAUGACUUACCGAAUCAUGUUACUAGUGCCUCAGUGUAUAUGUACGCAGAUGACACUACUAUUUCAGUAUCUGGUAAGACUAAAACAGAGGUC